AUGCCACAGACGCUCGUUACUACUUCCGGGUCUCUAUCCUCCGCCUCUCUCUCCUCCGCCUCUCUCUCCUCCGCCUCUCUCUCCUCCGCCUCUUCCUCUCCUCCGCCUCUCUCUCCUCCUCCGCCUCUCUCUCCUCCGCCUCUCUCUCUCUCUCCGCCUCUCUCUCCUCCGCCUCUCUCUCCUCCGCCUCUCUCUCCCUCCGCCUCUCUCUCCUCCCCCUCUCCCUCCUCGCCUCUCUCUCCUCCGCCUCUCUCUCCUCCGCCUCUCUCCUCCUCCGCCUCUCUCUCCUCCGCCUCCCCUCCUCCGCCUCUCUCCCUCCGCUCCCUCUCCGCCUCUCUCUCCUCCGCCUCUCUCUCCUCCGCCUCUCUCUCCUCCGCCUCUCCUCCUCCGCCUCUCUCUCCUCCGCCUCUCUCUCCUCCGCCUCUCCCUCCUCCGCCUCUCUCUCCUCCGCCUCCCCUCCUCCGCCUCUCUCUCCUCCGCCUCUCUCUCCUCCGCUCUCUCUCCUCCUCCUCUCUUCUCCUCCGCCUCUCUCCUCCGCCUCUCCCUCCUCCGCCUCUCUCUCCUCGCCUCUCCCUCCUCCGCCUCUCUCUCUCUCCUCCGCCUCUCUCUCCUCCGCCUCUCUCUCCUCCGCCUCUCUCUCCUCCGCCUCUCCCUCCUCCGCCUCUCCCUCCUCCGCCUCUCCCUCCUCCGCCUCUCUCUCUCCUCCGCCUCUCCUCCUCCGCCUCUCCCUCCUCCGCCUCUCCUCCUCCGCCUCUCUCUCCUCCGCCUCUCUCUCCUCCGCCUCUCCUCUCCUCCGCCUCUCCCUCCUCCGCCUCUCUCCUCCUCCGCCUCUCUCUCCUCCGCCUCUCUCUCCUCCCGCCUCUCUCUCCUCCGCCUCUCUCCUCCUCCGCCUCUCUCUCCUCCGCCUCUCUCCUCCUCUCUCUCCUCCGCCUCUCCCUCCUCCGCCUCUCUCUCCUCCGCCUCUCUCUCCUCCGCCUCUCCCUCCUCCGCCUCUCUCUCCUCCGCUCUCCCUCCUCCGCCUCUCUCUCCUCCGCCUCUCUCUUCUCCGCCUCUCUCUCCUCCGCCUCUCUCUCCUCCGCCUCUCCCUCCUCCGCCUCUCCCUCCUCCGCCUCCCUCUCCUCCGCCUCUCCCUCCUCCGCCUCUCUCUCCUCCGCCUCUCUCUCCUCCGCCUCUCUCUCCUCCGCCUCUCUCUCCUCCGCCUCUCUCUCCUCCGCCUCUCUCUCCUCCGCCUCUCUCUCCUCCCGCCUCCCCUCCUCCGCCUCUCCCUCCUCCGCCUCUCUCUCCUCCGCCUCCCCUCCUCCGCCUCUCUCUCCUCCGCCUCUCUCUCCUCCGCCUCCCCUCCUCCGCCUCUCUCUCCUCCGCCUCUCUCUUCUCCGCCUCUCUCUCCUCCGCCUCUCUCUCCUCCGCCUCUCCCUCCUCCGCCUCUCCCUCCUCCGCCUCCCCUCCUCCGCCUCUCCCUCCUCCGCCUCUCCCUCCUCCGCCUCUCUCUCCUCCUCCGCCUCUCUCUACUCCGCCUCUCCCUCCUCCGCCUCUCCCUCCUCCGCCUCUCUCUCCUCCGCCUCCCCUCCUCCGCCUCUCUCUCCUCCGCCUCUCUCUCCUCCGCCUCUCUCUCCUCCGCCUCUCUCUCCUCCGCCUCUCUCUCCUCCGCCUCCCACACUGCACCUAAACUAUCCCCUCCUCCGCCUCUCUCUCCUCCGCCUCUCUCUCCUCCGCCUCUCUCUCCUCCGCCUCUCCCUCCUCCGCCUCUCUCUCCUCCGCCUCUCCCUCCUCCGCCUCUCCCUCCUCCGCCUCUCUCUCCUCCGCCUCUCUCUCCUCCGCCUCUCCCUCCUCCACCUCCCCUCCUCCGCCUCUCCCUCCUCCGCCUCUCCCUCCUCCGCCUCUCUCUCCUCCGCCUCUCUCUCCUCCGCCUCCCCUCCUCCGCCUCUCCUCCUCCGCCUCCCCUCCUCCGCCUCUCUCUCCUCCGCCUCCCCUCCUCCGCCUCCCUCUCCUCCGCCUCCCCUCCUCCGCCUCCCCUCCUCCGCCUCUCUCUCCUCCGCCUCUCUCUCCUCCGCCUCUCUCUCCUCCGCCUCUCUCUCCUCCGCCUCUCUCUCCUCCGCCUCUCUCUCCUCCGCCUCUCUCUCCUCCGCCUCUCUCUCCUCCGCCUCUCUCUCCUCCGCCUCUCUCUCCUCCGCCUCUCUCUCCUCCGCCUCUCUCUCCUCCGCCUCUCCCUCCUCCGCCUCUCUCUCCUCCGCCUCUCUCUCCUCCGCCUCUCUCUCCUCCGCCUCUCUCUCCUCCGCCUCUCUCUCCUCCGCCUUCCUGCUGCCCUAA
Messenger RNA from Knipowitschia caucasica, 2307 nucleotides. The record is from the annotation of a GenBank genome assembly. NCBI's taxonomy places the organism in Eukaryota, Metazoa, Chordata, Actinopteri, Gobiiformes, Gobiidae.